This is a messenger RNA of Cephus cinctus (wheat stem sawfly), 5162 nucleotides long. It is a transcript of the gene RSG7, whose product is annotated as regulator of G-protein signaling 7. The coding region runs from base 1369 to 2916 and encodes 515 amino acids. Gene Ontology annotation, biological process: regulation of G protein-coupled receptor signaling pathway; G protein-coupled receptor signaling pathway; intracellular signal transduction. The transcript is spliced from 14 exons. Lineage: Eukaryota; Metazoa; Arthropoda; Insecta; Hymenoptera; Cephidae. The record is from RefSeq and is a predicted model, not a curated record.
AAUACUCUCCCUGUUCGAUUCCCGUUCCCGUUGAAUAACGACGCUCUCCGCUUUUGCAUCACAGAGACGCUCGUCGUACGGUCGACGCGAAUUUAUACGGUGCGGUGGGAUUAAUUGACUUGAAAAACUGUAGGCUGUUAUGCGACCGUUACGAUUUGAAUAUUUGAACGGUUGACGUGUUCGAUUCAAUUUUUGUGCUUGCCUUUUUACAUUCUGUACCGAUCCUUACAUAUAUAUACUAUUAUAUAUACAUAUAUGUUUGUUAUCACCCUUGUGCCUGGACAAAUCCUGUACGUGAGAAUGUGGUUAUUUAACGGCGUGUGUAAUUGAAUUUAUGAUAUUUAUUUUAUGGAUUUUUGAUGAUUAAUUUCAGUACGAUUAGCCUAGUGUUUCUAUGGGUUUGUUUGAUUGAUAUGUGUUACUAGGAUUGAUAUUGAUACUAUUUGAUGUUGGUUAUUAUUUUUUAACUACCAUUGGCCACUGGACUGAGCAUUUAUUGUAUACAUUAUUCCGUUUAAGGUAAUUACAAACUUUAUGAAAAUUAUAAUACGCUGCCGUGUCUGAGUAUUUUAUGCAAUUUUUACGGGUCUCUCAGUUGCUGUUCUAGAUGGUUUUAUAAUUUUUUAAUGAGGGACUGAUCGUAUGAAAAUUAUGCAGGUUUUUGAUGACAUCGUGUAUCUAUAUUUUCAUUUGUCAAUGAGUCGUGCAUUUCUUAAGGAAAAGCGAUAUCUUACUAUGAAAGUACGGAAACCGUAGAAACCGCAGUAAAUGUCGAAAACCACAAUUGUCAUACUAUUACAAUACAUAACCACGACACAUCUGUCGUAUGUUAAAAGGAACAAUGCUGCCACAAGGAAUUUGACAUAAAGACGAUAUUGAGAUAAAUGUAUGAAGAUUGAAAAAGACAAAAAUAUUGAGAAGUAGGAAUCUCUAGGAUUAGUCGGAAUGAAAUUGUGUAAAUCAGAAAACCAUAAUUCGUGCAGUAACCGUUAAUACCGUUGACUAAUCUACUUAGUCGGGAGUCGCGGAAUUACAGGAAACUUCAGAAGGAUCAAAAGGAAUAGCUAAGUGAUAAUUUGAAUUUUCACAGCUUUUAACUUCAUGGAAAUGAUCGUGAAUGAAAAGUGUAGAAUAGACAGAAGGUGACUGGUAAUAAGAGAGGGAGAGAAAGGAGAGAAGAAAGGCCUGGAGGAUCAGGCAGUGACUGGAGUGGUAUAAAAUGAAAAAUGAUUCCUACGGACAAUACGUGAGCUCGUUCCUGCCAUUGUGUCAGGAGGGAUUUCCAGCGAUUACCCAUUCUGCAGGGUUUCCCGUACUCGUUCAUUCGUUCGAUCAGGAGGGCGAUGGUGCACCUCCCUUAGCGUGGAUAUGGUAACGAUGAGCUCCGAAAAGUCGGCGUGCCGGCGCAAGCCGGCGGAGAACAAUGGCUCGAAGGCAGGGGCUGAACAGCCAGGCGGUCGAGGUCGGAUCGACGUGCCGUAUCAUCGCCAAGAAUCGGUCGAUCAGCCUGCAAACGCCACCACGACAGCUUCGUGUGCUGAGGAUACACCAAACUACCUCGUCUACAAGAAGAUGGAAUCAAUAGUGGAAAAGAUGUUGGAUGAAGUUACAGGUGUUCCAGUGAAGACUGUUAAAAGUUUCAUGACAAAAAUCCCUUCGGUCUUUACAGGGACCGAUCUCAUUUCUUGGAUGAUGAAGAAUAUGGAUAUCGAAGACCAAGAGGCUCUUCACGUGGCGCAUUUAAUGGCGGCACACGGAUACUUCUUCCCAAUAGACGACCACUGCCUCACAGUCAAGAAUGACAACACGUUCUACAGAUUUCAAACGCCCUACUUUUGGCCAUCUAACUGCUGGGAGCCUGAGAACACUGAUUAUGCCGUGUAUUUAUGCAAGAGAACAAUGCAGAACAAAACACGCCUGGAGCUGGCGGAUUACGAGGCAGAGAAUUUGGCACGGUUGCAGAAGAUGUUCUCCAGGAAGUGGGAGUUCAUCUUCAUGCAGGCGGAGGCGCAGAGUAAGGUUGACAAGAAGAGGGACAAACUUGAAAGAAAAGUUCUUGACAGCCAAGAAAGAGCCUUCUGGGACGUGCAUAGACCAAUGCCAGGCUGCGUUAACACUACCGAGAUGGACAUUAAGAAAGCCUGCAGGAGCCAUAAGCCCGUUGUCAAAGGCAGUAAACAUUUGCAGCUGGGUGUCGCAGGUGGAAGAAUCUCACCCACUCAUACGGAUUCUGAUUUGCCGUCGCCAUUGGAAUCCUUGCAGAAGGAAAUUUCCCUUCUGAAACAGAGACUCGACAGACGUAAUAUUAAACUGUCCAAAGUCGCAGAAGCGCUUAUUGGAUACUUCGAGCAAUACGCAGAAUACGAUCCCUUUAUCACACAACCAGAAUUCACGAAUCCAUGGAUAUCAGACAAUCCUGAGAUGUGGGAGCAGGAGAAACUAGCGAAGGAGAUUUCAGCAAGAAGAGUAAAGAGAUGGGCGUUCAGUCUCCAGGAAUUAUUACAAGAUCCAAUUGGGAGGGAACAAUUUAUACGUUUCUUGGAUAAAGAAUUCAGUGGUGAAAAUCUGAAAUUUUGGGAAGCUGUGCAGGAGUUAAAGACAUUACCUCAGCGUGACGUACAGGCGAAGGUUGAGGAAAUCUGGAACGAGUACCUGGGCGCUGAUGCAAGUUGUCCGAUAAAUGUGGAUUCGCAAUCCUUUGAGAUGACCAAGAGAAAUCUUGAGAAGCCAGAUCGCUGGAGUUUCGACAUAGCAGCUGCUCAUGUAUAUCAUCUGAUGAAAAGUGACAGCUACUCACGUUACUUGCGAUCCGAGAUGUACAAGGAUUUUUUGAAUGGCUCCAAGAAGAAGACAUCAGUGAAGGGGAUACGCUCCAUUGUUUCAUUUACGGGACGAAAAGAUCCCGCGGGCUCUUAAUUGAUUGGACCCCCUCAACUCCCCGUCCAGUUAUUUUUCGCGUCAUUUACAUUAAUCGAGUGGCCAGACGGGCUUAUCUUAUCUGACGAAUCGCGCGUCCCUUCGUUGUUUCUUGUAUACAAACCGAAGGGUCCAAAAUCAAAAUGAAUGAAUAUCCGGUCUGGGAUCGUUCUUCACGAUCGCGGAGCGAAUCGUCCACCAAUCGUCUACAUCGUUGCGAUUGGCGCUUUGCGUAAGUUCCAAAUGAGGAAAUUAAGGAAGAAAAAAGAACAUAAUUUGUACGUUCAAAAUACGUCUGAGGACGGUGAUGUUUUUAGUCAUUGUGUGUUCUCUCGGUUGGCUACAUAAGGAAUACGAGAACUAUACUGGAUUUUUUAUAUCAAGAGAAAAAUUGAUCGGUUGAAGACUUUUCGAAAAAUCGACCAUUUUUUCUUCCGUUAAUAAUACCUAUUUUUUCUUGCUGUAUCUUACACAAUACCAUACUAUCAACGCAUGAGAAAACUUAAAGUGCAAAUUGAACAAUCUACAAUUAAUCGAUAAUCGAAUUAAUCGAUUUCGAUUAUCAUUACAUACUUUAAUCUCGUAGAUUAUUUGCGAAUCGGCGCGAGUGCGUUUAGUAAACAUAUAUACAUUAAUAUAUAUAUACUUUACGAAGAGACUAUACGAACUGACUACGCUAAGACGUCACCAAAUCAAAAAUCAAGAAUUUUCAUAACUCACCGUACGAGCUCGACGAAGAUUCACGUCCUAAACAAUAAGAUUGUACAUGCUUGACAAAAUGGGCCGAACGAGUAGAACCGUUGGCCUUUUUUGGCAAAAAAUCGACCGGUGCCAUUUCCAUGUGAAAAAGGUGAAAAGAUAAAAAAAAACCAAAAGUAACAAUCAUUUCCAAAAUGCUGAUAAAAAUCAACAACAAAUCAGUGUGCCAAUUGCCAUUCGAAGAAACAUAUUUACUUAUUGACUUAAAUAUAUACUACUAAUAACAGCAGCAACAACAAAAACAAAACCCGCGAUAUAUAUAGACAUAUUCCCUAUGUAGCUCAACUAGUAAAAAAAAAUUCACAUAUGAACGUGUGUACAUAAAAAUAAAUAGCAUAAUAAUAAUUCAUUGCAUAUAACAUUAGGAAGAUUGCAAGGGGACUUGCCAAGACAAUUAGCAAAUCUCUUGAUUAGAAACCAAGGAAAGGAAGAAAGAAAGAAAACAAUGAUGAUUCUACAAUGGACGAGUACUGUGAUUGUGGGCCAAACGAGAACAAUGGAAUCGUGAGAAUUUCAUUACCAUGGCGAAUCUUAUGGUAAAAAUUGAAUUAUUCUAACGGACAAUGACAAUAUAUUUAAUUGUCCUCUUCAAUUUCUAUAGACGCUAAUGUUGUCACAAUAUUCGUCCAUAGUUCGGGCCACAUGGACAACACACGUGUAUGAAAAGUCUAGCAAAUAGGACACAGUCUUUCCCGGGUGGCUCGAACGACACAUUAUUAAAGUCUCGAGUAAGAGAAGUGAUUAUAAAAAAAAAAUACAGAGAAAAGACAAAAAAAUAAAGAUAACUCACAAGUAAUUCGAUGAAAAUCGAUAGACAAAAAAAAUAAGAGAAUUAAUAGUUGGCCAAGGGAGUACUUACUAUACAAGUAUAGUUGUGAUAGUUGCUGACUAGAUGAAUCGCGGUUGUAAAAUAGGCUGUAUAGUUAGAGAGUCGUUUAGUGGCUGUAACAGAAGAAACAAGUGUUAUGUAUCAUAACGGUGUAAAUACAGGUGUGGCACAUCAUAACAACUUUUUCUUUAAGAAAAACAUGAGUGAGAAUAACGGCUAUCACGAGAUUGAUAACGAUGAUAAUGAUGAUGCGCUAUAAACUGUAUAUUUGUAAUCGUACCUUAGCCUAGCAAGUUUAUGAUAAGAGGUGAAGGGGUACGAAAGGAUCUCAAGUGAAUAAUAGAGUGAAGAAAAUGUGAAGAUAAGCGUGAAGAGAGAAAAAGAGAGCGGAGGAAGAUGAAAGAAAAAUAAAAACAAACAUCGCUACUCGUGUUCACGUGCUGUGUGUGAACUCUUCGCAAUAAUUAUCGGUUGUAAAACGAUUGCCUGUCGUGAAUUGAUAAUUAAAUAACAUUUGUCAAUGCGAAUUGAUUACUAUACACAACAAUACUCGCUAAUUAAUAAUUUAUACAGUAAGGACGACGAUGUCUAUUAUUCAUGAAACAGUGAAAUUACAUGUCACACGUAUUUCAGAAAAUGAAACAUAAGCAGAACCGUA